This is a messenger RNA of Myotis daubentonii (Daubenton's bat), 2366 nucleotides long. It is a transcript of the gene NFKBIE, whose product is annotated as NFKB inhibitor epsilon. The record is from RefSeq and is a predicted model, not a curated record. NCBI's taxonomy places the organism in Eukaryota, Metazoa, Chordata, Mammalia, Chiroptera, Vespertilionidae. Gene Ontology annotation, biological process: cellular response to tumor necrosis factor. Gene Ontology annotation, cellular component: cytosol. Gene Ontology annotation, molecular function: NF-kappaB binding.
AGAGCGCGUCAGACUGGGCUUCCCUGAGUAACCUCUGCGGCGGACCCACCGGCGCUCGGAUCCUCUCCCACGCUUCUCGCCGACUCCUCGGACCCCAGCAGCCCGGGAAGGAGGCCGCUUCAGGCCGGGAGCCCGCUCCGCAAGACGGACCUGCAACCCGGAAAGGCGGCGCGGCGGCGCCCGCAGCCCGCUCCUGCCGGGACGGGGCCCCCGCGGGCCGGUGCCGCGGGCAUGUCGGAGGCGCGCAAGGGGACGGACGAGUCAGACGAGAGCCAGUGCGAUUCGGGCAUCGAGUCCCUGCGCUCCCUGCGCUCCCUGCCCGACACCGCCCCGGCCUCCGCCUCCCGGCCCCCGGGCGGCACGGGCCCCCAGCCCUGGACCCAUCCUCCGGGAACCGCCAAAGAGCUGCAGGACAAGGAAGACACAGAUGGGGAGCGGGCUGACUCCACCUAUGGCUCCUCGUCGCUCACCGAGUCUUUGACCUUUUGGGGGGGCCCUGAGGCCGAAAACCCACCCCCGGGCUCGCCGCUCCCCGCAGCUGGGCCGCUGAGCCCGCAGCAGCUGGAAGCGCUCACUUACAUCUCGGAGGACGGAGACACGCUGGUCCACCUGGCGGUGAUUCAUGAGGCCCCAGCUGUGCUGCUCUGUUGCCUGACUUUGCUGCCCCAGGAGGUCCUGGACAUUCAGAACAACCUUUACCAGACAGCACUGCACCUGGCUGUACAUCUGGACCAGCCAGGUACAGUCCAGGCCCUAGUGCUGAAAGGGGCCAGCCGCAUGCUACAGGACCGACAUGGUGACACAGCCCUGCAUGUGGCCUGCCAGCGCCAGCACCUAACCUGUGCCCGUUGCCUGCUGGAAGGACAGCCAGAGUCAGGCAGAGGACCACCUCACUCCCUGGACCUCCAGCUGCAAAAUUGGCAAGGUCUGGCCUGUCUCCACAUCGCCACUCUGCAGAGGAACCAGCCACUCAUGAAACUGCUUCUUGAAAAUGGAGCUGACAUUGAUGUGCAGGAGGGCACGAGUGGGAAGACAGCGCUGCACCUGGCUGUGGAGACUCAAGAGCGGAGCCUGGUACAGUUCCUGCUCCAGGCCGGGGCCCGGGUAGACGCCCGUAUGCUCAAUGGGUGCACACCCCUGCACCUGGCUGCAGGCCGCGGCCUCAAGAGCAUCUCGUCCACCCUUCGAGAAGCAGGUGCCGACUCUCUGCUGAGGAACGUGGAGGACGAGACGCCCCAGGACCUGGCAGAGGAUGCGGCGCCCCAGGACCUGGCUGAGGAUCCCUUUGCUCUUUUGCCCUUCGAUGACCUGAAGAUCUCUGGAAAGCCACUGAUGUGCGCCGACUGAAGCCAGGGCAGGGUCUGGGGCCCUGGAGGCUUCCCGUCUUCCCUUCUGGAAGCUAGAGCCACAGUUGCUGCAGUUUGGGCCCAGGCAGCGUGCCCUCCGGAGUCCUGGGGACGGCUGGGCCAGCACAGCCCUGAGCUGAGAGGAGGGAUCACAAGUGAGGGCGAGCCAGUCCGGAAAGAAGAGCUGCCCAGGUGGACGGAGAUUCUUGGAAGACCCCUCCCACCCCGAAGCCCCCGGUAUCCUGGGUGAAGCCUGUUGACCUCUCUGGAAGAUGGCAGGGGCUCUUGUUCCUACCCACGCCGCCGGGUCACCCUAAAACUGCCAACCAAUAGGAAAACGAGGACUCUCCUGGGAGAGGAAACUGAAAUACGAGCAAGCAGAGCCCUCAGAGCUCCCAUCUCACUGCUAUUGAGAACUGUUGUUUAAAGACUUGACACACAGAAGGCCCUGGACUGAGCCUUGGGGAAGGGGAAGUUUCAAAAACAUGACACUAAAACGGCAGAGACUUUAAAAAGGUUUUCCCCCCUAGAGUUGUUUUGCGCCAAUGCAUGUCUGUGUGCACCGGGGGUUUUUACACGGGCCUGUCCUGUGACCUUGUGGUGGAGGCAGAGCGGAGAGGAUCACCUUAGCAGGGGAGGACCGUGCUGGGUGGGCGGGGAGGGCUGCCAGUCCUCCGGCCUCUGUCCAGCACAGAUCCUGGCCCUCUCUGUGGAAAUGCAGAGGGGGGAGGAAAGGAGAAGGAGAAGUAAGGAGGUAGAAAUAAGGGGGCCUCACCACUCACUUCCUCGGAGGUUGUGGGGAGCAGGGCCGGCCUCGGGAGGGGGACACAGGGAGCUAUGGCUUUUCCUGUGUUGUGUUUUUUCCUUCCCCAUAUUCCACACAUGUUUGAGGGACCCGGUAGGUCAGGCCUUUGCUGGGGUGAAGAAUAUGGGAACAAAUCAACACAGUCCCCGGCCACUUGGAGCAUAGAGUCUAGUGCAGUGACGGCGAACCUUUUGAGCUCGGCGUGUCAGCAUUUU